AUGGUCUCUCAAGACGGUACCUUCCAUCAAGAAGGUCCUAUCCAUCGUCUGGCAAAGAGACGCCCAAGAUUUAUAGCAAGUUUUGACUUGAGCGCUGCCACCGAUCGGUGGCCCGUUCCAGUCAUAUAUGAGCUUAUGGCGUGCCUUUUCGGUCAAACGAUGGCAUCGUGCAUUGUCAAUGGUGCCUUAGCACUCAACUCAUGCUCUUUGAAGUCCGUUACUGGACGGCAUGACGAAGUUGUGUUUGUUGCAGGUCAACCUUUGGGUUAUUACGGCUCCUGGGCUCUAUUCGCGUUGUCCCACCAUGCUAUUGUGUGGUUGGCAGCAUUACGAGCAUAUCCUCAUCAGACGAGACCAUUUCUCGACUACGCUUUGUUAGGUGAUGACAUCGUCAUUGCCGAUCGUAGUGUGGCUAAGGAGUACCGUUCUCUACUUGAUGCUUUGCAAGUAGAUAUAUCUGAUGCCAAGUCUAUUGUAUCUGAGACGGGUUGUCUUGAGUUCGCCAAGCGGUUCUGGGUUAAGAUAAUGUCGAAGGACUUAUCCCCAGUAUCUGCGAAAGCUGUGCUUGAGAGCUACUUCCUCGUUGGUACUCAGCAGUUGGCCUAUAAGUACAAGUUAAGUCCUAAGACUUGUUUAAGGUUAAAUAAAGCUGGAUACCGCGUGCUAGGACAAAUGGACACUACACUAAGGCCCUAUCCCGGCGUUUUAGUCGGAUUCAGGCGUUAUCUAGUAAGCUUUUAGUCGGUCCUGAUCGGUUACCACUCGAGUGGUGGAUUGGAAGAGGAUUACCUCUCAGUCCCUAUCUUCGUGGUGUGUUAAUUGCAAGGAUUCGGGAUGGGAUGAAGCUUAAGCAGCUCACGCCCCCUCCCUUGGAGAUGUUCCUUUGUGGAGAGCCAGAAGCACAUAUCGCAGAAAACACCGCUUAUAGACAUUGUAUGAACAAUGGUGUGAGUACGUGGUAUGGUUUGACUUCGUUCCUCGUCGUGCCCCUUCCCACCUAGGAAGAGAUACUAACCCGCAGCUGCACUUGGUGCAAUCACAGCAGAAAACCCUUCUCCUAGACAUUCCUCGGGGGCAGACCACACCACCUCGGAAACAAACAAACAGCACAUGCAGCAACAGAGACAGGCGUUCAUCGCUCACUUACCUGCAUACAUCAUGACAACUUGUUCCCAUCUCACCAUGCAGAGGCGCGUAGCGAGUAACAAUCCGGUCCAUGUGCUGGCUUGGCAUGGAAGGCAACCCUUUCUUUUUCGCAGCGCUACGCGCCUCCACAUUCAGUGAAGAGAUCCCGGACAGGGAAGUCAGAAGGGCAGUUACUCUUCGGACCUAGCGGCCCUGCUUUAGCUGCACUUGGUGGUUCCCCGCUCGGGAUUUUAUACUGGAUUUUUCUUUUAGGGUUAGUGCAAGGUUGGCUUGUGCGAAGUCGACAGGGGUGGUUGAGAAACACGUUUUAUUGGGAUGGGGCAGCAGGCAAUGGAUACCGUUCCCCCACCAGAGCCUGCAGUUGGUAGGCCAAAUCCCUCUGUCCAAGUGAUUGAGUUGAAGCUUUUCAGAGAAAGGGUAAUUUCUGAGUGAAUCAAGAGAAGAUGCUCUAAAUGACCAGAAUUAGGCGCCCUAUCGCUACUUUGUUAUCUAAGGUCCCACAUCGAUCACAAGGUUUUUUUUUCAACGUCUUUGAUUAUUUACUUUCACUUGCACUACUAUGCUAUGCUACCACGGGGAAGUUCUAAAUGGCGAAAGAGAAUCCUUUCAGUCCAGGCACUCAGUGCAGUCCAGACGCUCAGGAGAAGACGGAGGUUAGGAAUGCUGAUUGGAACCAAUACGAUUGCCCAGAGGAGCUUUAUAGGUAUCCAGAGUCCCGCACAAGGAGCAGUUGAGACAGAUGCGGAAGAAGGUGCGGCCGAGACGGUUGAUAGAGAUGAUCCGGCAGGCGGAGAGUUUGAUUGCGACAGUCCAGCCUUUCAUACGAGAAAUGGCGGUGACCGUUUGCCCUAAACAAAUAUCUCAAGAUGUAACACAUAUGCCUUCUCGUAGAGCACUCCCAGAAGCUACCCUGAAGCCUGAUCGUGCUUGGAAAAGGCAUUUCAUUGACCGAACCCGACCCAUCCCACCGAGAGUGCG
This is a messenger RNA of Arabidopsis thaliana (thale cress), 2124 nucleotides long. RefSeq names its product Mitovirus RNA-dependent RNA polymerase. Lineage: Eukaryota; Viridiplantae; Streptophyta; Magnoliopsida; Brassicales; Brassicaceae. The coding region runs from base 1 to 741 and encodes 246 amino acids. The transcript has a single exon. The record is from RefSeq and is marked reviewed.